AUGGAUCAACGUAAAAGUAAAUCUUCUGUACUUGCUAAUAAAAAAUCGACAGUGGCCAAACGAAAUAAACCUGUUCCUGCCUUUGCUGCUGCAUCUACAACAGUUACCACCGCCAUUACUACUACCACUGCCACCACCGCCACAACAACAACUACUUCUACUACUACUACUACUACUACUACUACUACUACUGUUACUACUGCUACUACUACUGAAAUUGAAGUUUCAAAAUCAAGAGUGAAAGAUGACAAUAAGACCGAAGUAGGCCAUCCGAAACAAAAGUCAUGUGACUUCAAGGCCGAGCACUGUGAGGACAUCGAGUUCCUAAUGUACCGAGCCCCCCCACGUGAUGAGGGUAGGGAUGAUUUAGUCGGGGAGUGGAUGGAGAUGACGUCACUGAUUGAAGAGGAUCUCGACCACAUUCUGUCUUUUUCUCAUCACAAGUUUUGGAGCCAAGCAAUAUUUGAUGAGAGUCUGCAUGCCUGCGUUGUCACAUUCCUGAGACAUGCACCUAGACCGUAUGAGAAACAGACGGCAACUUUCGACAAGUUCCUUCCAAGAAUCAACUCCCUUUUCAAACUUUAUUUUCUGGUUUGUCUGCGAAUGUCGACUUACAAAGAGGAUAAAGAAAACCAGAUUCCAGUCGAUGUAUUUGGAGACAUUUUGUAUGAGAAUUUCAUAUUUGACGUGCCUAUGAUCAUGGAUAUGUGUGCAAUUUACGGGAAAGCCAAUGAAGCCCUGGUCGAGAAAAUGGUGCAGAAUAUUUUUAAAGUGCAGAAGAAAUAUUUUGACGAUUUGAAAGUGGUUGCUGAAACGUUACCCAAGUUGUUUAAAUCUGUAUAUAAGCAAUGUGAUAUUGAGGAAGAUGAUGAUGAGGAUGAAGACUGUAACGAACUGAAAAAGUUACCUGAAUCGACUGCAGAGAGGAACACCUUGGCGAUGACUGACGAAGUCUUUCAAGACGUCGUCAUCUACUUACUCGAUAUUUCGUUCACGUUGUUCAACUUCCUCAGCAUCUUUCCACCUGCAAGUCGGGUCUUCUUCCAGGAUCACCUUCCUGUUAAGUUGGCCUCCUUCUACGAGAAGAUGGUCCCAUUUAUUUUUGAGAAGCUGGGAGAGAGGAAGGAGAAGAUGAAGGAAGAGCAAUUCAGGAAUGUUGAUUACUACUUUGCACUUUUCAGAUAUUAUUUCGUCAGUGUUUUUAGAUCUGUAUUGUAUCACUCAACACUGGCUAAAUUGUUUGAGAGCAGUGGUGAAACAUCAGAGCAUGAUUGUGGUGAGGCGGUUGAAACAUUCCUCGAGGCACUCACACAACUGCUCACCAAACGACUUUUCCUCGCCGACUACUCGCACCAGUUCCCAUUAUCCGAGGAUCGAGAGUUAAUCGAGCAGACUAACUACAAGGUCGAUGACCUGAGGUUCAAGUACAUCAAUGACGUCAUCGUGGAAGCAUCUGAGACCUUCCACAACCACCACCGCGCCGAACAAACUGGUGAAUCAACAUCUCUUGAAAAUGAACCAUCUGAUCGAGGAAGUAUGUUUGGAAAAAUUAUUUUUGAUGGUGAUGAUGAUAAGAAGGAGGAAGAGGAGGAUGAGAGUUUGCUGGGUGCCUGUGGUGGUGUGAGUAUCAAGCAGCACGCCAAACAACAGCCACCAACGCCACCACUCACGAUAAACAACACAAUCAGCGAUGACCUGCUACUCAAGAUGACCUCCAUCCAGGAAAUGCUACCUCACCUGGGACUUGGUUUCAUUAAGGAAUGUCUCCAGGAGUUCCAACUUGAUGUUGAGAAGACAUUGAACGCUCUCCUCGAAGAUAACUUGCCAGCCAGCCUCGCCUGCCUCGAUAGGGACCUGCAACUGGAAAGUGGCAAGUUGCAUGUCCAGGCCACCACUGAGGUGUGCGUUGGGAGAAAUGACUCGAACGAGUGGGAUGCUGGCGAGCAUGGUUUCGACAGCCGAUUCCCUAUCCUGUCUCAAAGGAGGAAUAUUUACGACGGUGACGAGUUUGAUGUCUUCAACAAUCCGAAUGUAGACAGGUCUAGAAUACACAUAGGCAAGCGAAAGACCAACGACAAUUUUUCAUUAAGCGACAAGCCCACCGUCUCAGACCUCAGGCCACUUUAUAGCUUGUACGGCAACGAGUUCACUGAGGGCUCAUAUUACGACCGAUCACGAGAUGAUGAAUACGAGUAUGAGGGCGACGACGAUAACGACGACGAAAAUUACAAACAACCGACCAGACGACAGAGGAUGUACGAGGACGAGUAUGACGACACGUAUGACUCGCCGGAGCACGGGGAACUCGACACAGAUUCCGUCGACGAACUGCUUAGUGUCAAAUCUCUCGCCAAGAAAUCGCAAAAUAAAUUACCCGAUGACGUGAAUGAUGAGAAUAAGGGUGGUGGUGACGACGACGACGACGAUGAUGGGGAUGAUGGAGAGCAUGCCGGUACGAAGAACACUUUGUCCCUGGAAGAUCCUGCCAAGUUGAGAGAACAGGCAGCACGGAGGAGGGCUGAGAAGUUUGCCAACAAGUCAUACAACAGGAGAAAUAACUACAGCAACGCAUUCCCACAACAACAACAACAACAGCAACCCGUGCACCACAGACCUCCACAAAAUGAAAAGUAUCAACAACAAAAAAACAGAGAAGAAAAUUUCGGCGAUCAGCAGCGACCACACAAACAGCAGCCACCAGCGGCGAACCACACUUCAGCGAACCACACAUCAGCGAACCACGUUCACGGCAACAACGACGACGACGUCAACCGACACGCACAUCCCGUCCGUGACGUCAGAGGAGGUCCGAAAGGUCAAGGUCAGACCGAAGAUGUCCUCUGGAAUCGCAACUACAAGGAGAGGCACAAGUCAACCAGGGUGCACCACAACAGGAAGGAUGCUGCCGAGAGGAAGCAUAGAUUUUGAUUGGUGAAUGAAUGAAGAAAAGUGAGAGAGAGAGAAAGAGAGGGAGAGAGAGAGAGAGAGAGAGUGAAAAAGAGGGAGUGCUAAUGUUGUUGAUUGGCUGAUUUUUUAGUGUUGGAAUGUGUUUUGAAAAAUUGUUUGUACGUGAACUGUUGUAUGUGGAGUUGUGUAGUGUUGUGUGGUGUGUGAUGUUGUGGGCUGCUGUAGGCUGCUGGGUGGUGUUGUGUUAUGUUGUUGUUGGCGAUAUUUUCUGCAAAUGUUUAUGAUAUUGUUAUAAUGGUCAUUGUUACAUUGAUUGGUUGGUUGGUUAAUUGAUUGAUUUGAUUGAUUGAUGAGUGAUUGAUUGACGAGAAAAAUUUUAUUUUUGAGGCAUGUUUCUUACUACGUAAGCUAGGUAUAUUUGAUGAAUUGGUUGAUUUUCAUACAAAU
Helobdella robusta is the source of this 3354-nucleotide messenger RNA. RefSeq lists its product as hypothetical. Gene Ontology annotation, biological process: regulation of DNA-templated transcription. Gene Ontology annotation, molecular function: ubiquitin binding. The coding region runs from base 1 to 2928 and encodes 975 amino acids. NCBI's taxonomy places the organism in Eukaryota, Metazoa, Annelida, Clitellata, Rhynchobdellida, Glossiphoniidae. The record is from RefSeq and is a predicted model, not a curated record. The transcript has 3 exons.